Messenger RNA from Myotis davidii, 1078 nucleotides. Its product is annotated as protein-lysine methyltransferase METTL21C-like. The coding region runs from base 665 to 1078 and encodes 137 amino acids. Gene Ontology annotation, biological process: peptidyl-lysine methylation. Lineage: Eukaryota; Metazoa; Chordata; Mammalia; Chiroptera; Vespertilionidae. Gene Ontology annotation, cellular component: cytoplasm; cytosol. Gene Ontology annotation, molecular function: protein-lysine N-methyltransferase activity. The record is from RefSeq and is a predicted model, not a curated record. The transcript has 4 exons.
UUGAAAAUAAUUCUCCUUUGCUUACCUGUGCUCUACUAAUCACUUGUGCUCUCUCUUUCUCGUCACAGCCCUCGCAGGCAGGCAGAUAUUAUUAUCCCCUUCUUGCUGAUGAGAAAACAGUGAGGAGAUGAGUUGCAAAGUGUUAGAGUGGGGAGCCGAAGCAGGCUCCUGGCUCUCAGCCCCCAGCACUUUCUACUAUCUUGCAAGAAAGCCUCAGAUGAGAAGGGAGCAGCCCUGUGUUUGCUCCAAAUCCUGGCUUCUCAUGCAUGAUAUCAUAUCCAUCUACAAGGUACUCCCACUGGCCAGAUUGCUAGACCAGAUUUUCUUUAAGAUUCAGUUCUCAAAGUUAUCAGAAAUGCAUUUUGGACCCUGGCACCAUCAGCCUGUGGCCCGCCUCCCAUUGCUCUGUUUUUGCCUUUCUUCAUGCACAAGUAGUUUCGGUCUCACUUAACGGUCUUCCUCCACUUUGGCAACUCCUUGAGUGGCUGCCUGGCUCACCCGGGGAACGAAGCUGAAAAGCAGGUGUUCUUUUCCACUCAGCAGAUGCAAAGGCGAUAAGCUGCACUUUUUAGAGCCUCCUGAGAGACUCAGACACCCUGGGCUAGGCAACUUGGAUCUUGUCCAAUUUCCUCCUCUCCAGCCGGCUCGGGCUCCAGCUCCGGCUAUGGAUGUGUGUCUGAGCUCCGAGCAGCAGCCUGGGCGCCCGGGGGAAGGACCAAGCUCCCCAGACGGCUGGCUAGAGGCAGAGGAAGAGACUGUCCAGAAAGAUGGUAGUAGUGGACCCACAGGAGAUUUUAACAGCAUAGAACCAUCUCUUCAUAGCCUCCAGAAAUUUGUUCCUACAAAUUAUGCCAGCUACACCCAGGAGAACUAUCUGUUUGCAGGCAAGAAGAUUGUCCUUCAAGAAUCAAUAGAGAGUUACGGAGCAGUGGUGUGGCCAGGGGCUAUGGCUUUGUGUCAAUAUUUGGAGGAACAUACAGAGGAAUUGAAUUUUCAAGAUGCUAAAAUACUUGAAAUUGGUGCUGGACCAGGCCUUGUUUCCAUUGUGGCCAGUAUUUUAGACGCUGUGGAUAUAUAA